AUGUGGGAGGGAAAAAUGGGAGGGAAAAAUUCCAGGCUCGGGAAGAGCGAGAAUUCCCAGAUUUCCGAGCGUGCCGGAGAUUGUUCCAGCCGGGAAUUCGCUCCCUGCCAGGCCAUGUCCGUGCCGGGAAUUCUGGGAUCGCUGCUCCAAGAGGAGGAAAAAUUUUCCUCGUGCCUGGCCCGGCUCGACGCCCUCAUCCUCAAACCUCUGCUCCAGGCAGAACCCAACGAUCCGAAGGAGAAGGAGAAUUUCCAGCUCUUGGUGCUGCUCAACGAUCGCUUCCAAGCCCUCUGGAAUUUCACGGAGGAGAAUUCCCGGAUCCUGAGGGGCUCCGAUUCCGGCUGUAUCCAGGAUUUUUACAUCCUCUGGAAAGGAGAUCUCUUCCUCAGCCUCUCCAUCCAGUGAGAGCCGGAA
Messenger RNA from Cyanistes caeruleus (blue tit), 414 nucleotides. The record is from RefSeq and is a predicted model, not a curated record. NCBI's taxonomy places the organism in Eukaryota, Metazoa, Chordata, Aves, Passeriformes, Paridae.